GAUUACUUUCUUAAAGACUCAGGUCUCUGGUCCAGGCAGCUGUACCUAUUAUUUUUUUAAAUCCUUGUAUGGUUGUAUUGGUGGAACAAAUUCAGUUGUUUAUUUUAGGUGUAAUAGAUAGAAUAUAGAGAUUGUGUUGUGUUGGGUGAAAGCAAAUGAUUUGUUGAGAAGAGAGGAAUGGUGUUCUCAUCCAACCCACUGUCGCUCAGCGUCCCCGAGGCCGCCUUCGAGUCAUGGCUGCGAGACAGCGGCUAUAUCGAAGUCCUCGACCAGCGCACCUCCGACCUCCACCGCCUUUCCACCACCGCCGCCACCGCAACCACCUCCGACACCGCAGGCAAUCCAGAUAGCAUCUCUUCCACCGCAACCGCCACUGCCACCGGCGUCUUUGUCUCGCUAUUCUCUAGCAUCGUCACCUUCCUCUCUCUCUUCACCUUCAACCCCUUCUCCAAGCUCUCAAGCGAUGACUUCUCUGGGCAGACCCCUUCCUGGACUGCUGCCUUCGUUGGCUCCUUCAAUUCCUACUCUUUCCCUUCCUCACCCUCCCAGGCUCGGUUGAGGGUUCACGAGAACGUCAAGCGCUACGCCCGCAACUAUGCUUCUCUCUUCAUCCUCUUCUUUGCAUGUACUCUGUACCAGAUGCCAAUUACCCUAUUUGGAUUAAUAUCAUGUUUGGCACUAUGGGAUGUUUUUAAGUUCUGCAGCGAGAAAUGGGGAUUGGAUCGAUAUCCGCUUACUCGACUCUUUUUGGUUCGUGUUAGCCAAUGUGUUGGUGUAAUUAUUUUGAUGGGUUCAAAUGUUCAGAUGGCUCUGUUCUGUGCAUUGAGCAUAAGUUAUGCAGCCAUGAUUCUGCAUGCUGCAUUUCGGAAGCUGACUCCUGCAAAACAACGGCCUCGGGGAAGAUGAAAAUAUUAAAAGGCAAAUAUCCAAUGAACCUAUGCUUGGCUAUAUGAUUCAAGGAAUGUUGUUUGCAAGACAUGGUUGCUCCAUGGUGCAAUCACCUACCUGUCAUGAAGGCAUACCAGAUGAAGAAUACAGUAAAUAAAUUGUGGAUGCUAUUGAUCAGAGAAUCAGUUGCUUUCCUUCACUGCCCCAUACUUAAUUUUUUAAUCGAGGGCAGUUCCAAAUUCUGUCAGAUAUUCCUUUCCUGAAAGAAGUACUGCUCUGCAUUUCGUUUGUACAAGUUAUUAAAGUUUUGACCAUAAUCUUCUCCUCUGCAUUUUGUUUGUAAGUUAUUAAACUUUUGACCAUAACCUUUUAGUGCAAUAUAUCAGUAAGUACUGUGUUUGGCACAACCUGUGUAACAUUUGAUGAGAAACUUAAGUUCGGCGAGCUUCUUCUGUAUAAGCUUUUAUAUUUCA
Molecule: messenger RNA, 1361 nt
Organism: Humulus lupulus (European hop)
Lineage: Eukaryota; Viridiplantae; Streptophyta; Magnoliopsida; Rosales; Cannabaceae
Product: PRA1 family protein H
Exons: 4
Coding region: 178-906 (242 amino acids)
Biological process (GO): vesicle-mediated transport
Cellular component (GO): endoplasmic reticulum; Golgi apparatus
Source: RefSeq, a predicted model, not a curated record